CCACCCUCCAAUAAUUUCGAGCCAACCCAUCCCCCCUUCCCCCCUUUCUGUUCCUCUAAAAUAGUCAGGAGCUGCAGAGCUCCAUAAUAAACAGGGCAGAAAGUUACCUACCACCGUCCUGCUGUGGCGUCUUCCUGAGGCGAUGGCGACAGCCGGGGUGUCCGCCGCGAGGAACGCAGCCGGAAUUCUCCGAAGCAAGGAGGGAGGCCGUAGCCGCAGGGAAAGCAGCGGAUGGGUCAAAUGCAGCAGUACCAGCAGCAGCACGAUCAUGGGUGGCGUUACCAGACUCGUGUGGGGUGGUGGGCACCACCGGCAGCAGCUGCUGAGCAAGGCUGGACUGUUGCUUUCGAGGCGGAGCAUCGGGCAGCAGCAGCACCUUGUUCAGCCCGUCCGCGCUGCCGCCGCUGAAGGUGGAGAAUCCUCCGGGGAACGGUCCAUCAGCUUCGUGGAGAAAUACCCAGCUCUGGUCACUGGUUUCUUCUUCUUCAUGUGGUACUUUCUCAAUGUGAUAUUCAACAUUCUCAACAAGAAGAUCUACAAUUAUUUCCCAUAUCCCUACUUUGUCUCGGUGGUGCAUUUGCUGGUUGGUGUGGUCUACUGUCUUGUCAGCUGGACCGUUGGCCUCCCAAAACGUGCUCCUAUUGACAACAACCUCCUCAAAUUGCUGGUUCCUGUUGCUGUUUGCCAUGCCCUUGGCCACGUUACUAGCAACGUGUCCUUUGCAGCCGUAGCGGUUUCUUUCACUCAUACCAUCAAAGCUCUGGAGCCCUUCUUCAAUGCUGCUGCUUCUCAAUUCAUUCUUGGUCAACAGAUUCCAUUGACUUUGUGGCUGUCCCUGGCACCAGUUGUUAUUGGUGUGUCAAUGGCAUCACUGACCGAGCUGUCUUUCAAUUGGACUGGCUUUAUCAGUGCAAUGAUCUCAAACAUCUCAUUUACAUACAGAAGCAUCUACUCUAAGAAAGCCAUGACCGACAUGGACAGCACAAAUAUCUAUGCAUACAUUUCGAUCAUUGCUCUGUUGGUCUGCAUUCCUCCGGCUGUUAUUGUCGAGGGUCCACAACUGCUGCAACAUGGUUUCAAGGAUGCCAUUGCUAAAGUUGGUCUCACAAAGUUCUUGUCUGAUCUCUUUUGGGUUGGCAUGUUCUACCAUCUCUACAAUCAGCUUGCAACUAAUACACUAGAACGGGUAGCCCCCUUAACGCAUGCAGUUGGAAACGUAUUGAAGCGUGUAUUCGUCAUUGGAUUCUCGAUCAUAGUUUUUGGAAACAAGAUCUCUACCCAAACAGGUAUCGGAACAACCAUUGCUAUUGCUGGCGUUGCAAUGUACUCAUUCAUCAAAGCCAGGAUGGAAGAAGAGAAGAGGAAACAGAAACUUGCGUGAGAUGCUGCUUCUCCCAGCUAAUCAAGACUCUUGGAGAACGGAUUUAUGUUCGGUUUCUUCACUCUCAGUUCUGUGUAAUGGAGAACUUCCUUUUCUAGGGCUCAUGGUUUCCAUGAGACAUUGUUGUGGAAUUUUAACUUCCUGUUCCUUCUCCCGAGUGUGCACCAAAAAUAAAUCAGACCGAAUAGCAAUUCCAACCUUUUCGUCAGGAA
Nymphaea colorata (pocket water lily) is the source of this 1593-nucleotide messenger RNA. Its product is annotated as triose phosphate/phosphate translocator TPT, chloroplastic. The record is from RefSeq and is a predicted model, not a curated record. Gene Ontology annotation, biological process: transmembrane transport. Gene Ontology annotation, cellular component: membrane; Golgi apparatus. Lineage: Eukaryota; Viridiplantae; Streptophyta; Magnoliopsida; Nymphaeales; Nymphaeaceae. Gene Ontology annotation, molecular function: antiporter activity. Bases 143 to 1381 code for a protein of 412 amino acids. The transcript is spliced from 12 exons.